UUUGUCACCAGUAUCAAAUAUUUGAUGGGUUGUGAUUAAUUUUACUAUGGCGAACAGAGAUCGUCCUCUUACGGAAUAUGGAACAACACGACCUUUUCUGCUUGUACGUGGUGCUGAUGUAACUGGCAAGAAGAAACCAACCAAUUAUUUAGUAACAAUAAUGCACUGCAUUAAGGGAAAUGUUGGUACCGGGAUAUUCGCAAUGGGAUCAGCGUUCAUGAGUAGUGGAAUCUUGUUAGGACCACUACUAACAAUUGUUAUUUGUAUAAUAAAUCUGCACUGUCAACACUUGCUUAUCAAAGCAUGUGUUAAAAUAACAAGCAAAGAACCAAUUGAAGUGCUUCCUUCUUUUGCUGAAACUGUACAAUACACUAUGGAAGACAGUGAAUCAAGCUGUUUACAGAAAAGCUCAAGCGGAUUUGGAGUGGCAACAGACGUAUUUCUCCUACUCGCUGAAUAUGGAUACUGCGUUGUGUACUUUAUUUUUGUUUCCAGACAUCUGGGUGAGAUUGCUGAAGCAUAUAACUGGAAACAAGAUUACCGUGUAAUUCUUGCUUUAAUUUUAAUACCAAUGUGGAUGACAACAUUUUUGGGAAAUUUAAAAAUAUUGCUGCCCGUAUCUCUAACAUCAAAUUUUAUAUUAUGGUUAGGAAUUAUUUUUAUAGUCUACUACUCGGUGCAAGAUCUUCCUCCAAUCAGUGACAGAAAGCUUGUAUCCAAUCCAGAACGCCUUCCCAUGUUCUUUGGAAUAGUCUUAUUUGCAUUCGCUGGAAUAACAUUUGUAAUACCCGUUAGAAUGGAAAUGGAAAAUCCUGAUUCUUUCACGAAGCCUUUGGGUGAACUUAACAUGUCAACACUUGUGUCGUUAUUGUUAUAUCUUCUAAUUGGUUUUUUUACCUACUGGAAGUUUGGAGAUGAUAUCGAAGGGAGUGCUUUUCUAAAUCUGCCACAAGAUGAAGCGUUAGCCCAAGCUACAAAAAUUCUGGUAUCAAUAGGAGUGAUGUUGUCUUAUGCACUGCACAUGUAUAUUCCAUUUGAAAUUUUGUAUCCCAGAUUUUAUAGACGAUUUGGACCCUUUGAACGACCAAAUGGGGUAAUAUAUCUGUACCGAUCGACUGCUGUUCUAAUAACCUAUGCCAUAGCCAAUAUAUCUUCAAAUAUAGCAACAUUCAUCUCUUUGGUAGGAGCUUUUACUGGAGCUGUAUUAUCUAUGAUUUUACCGGUUAUUUGUGAUUUGGUGAUGCAAUACGGUGAAUUAACAUACUAUGUAAUUAUCAAAAAUGGGUUCAUAAUAAUUCUCGCCAUUGCUGGAGGCAUUACUGGAACAAUUCUGUCUAUAAUGGAGAUCAUUGAUGAAUUCACAACUUCAGAAGAAUAGACUCUAUCAGGAAACUGCCUCAUCUUGAAGAAAAUUACGUGUAAUUAUUGAAUGGUAUCUGUUUCGACACCAACAUAAUUGAAAUUCAUAUACGUAAUUUAAUAAAUAAC
Molecule: messenger RNA, 1488 nt
Organism: Zophobas morio
Lineage: Eukaryota; Metazoa; Arthropoda; Insecta; Coleoptera; Tenebrionidae
Product: proton-coupled amino acid transporter-like protein CG1139
Exons: 8
Coding region: 47-1378 (443 amino acids)
Biological process (GO): amino acid transmembrane transport
Molecular function (GO): L-amino acid transmembrane transporter activity
Source: RefSeq, a predicted model, not a curated record